Messenger RNA from Schistocerca serialis cubense, 2040 nucleotides. RefSeq lists its product as uncharacterized. Bases 49 to 897 code for a protein of 282 amino acids. The transcript has 5 exons. Gene Ontology annotation, molecular function: oxidoreductase activity. The record is from RefSeq and is a predicted model, not a curated record. Lineage: Eukaryota; Metazoa; Arthropoda; Insecta; Orthoptera; Acrididae.
AGAUGACUGUCAAAUUUGGUUGGCAGUUGGUAUUAGUACGGAAUUUUUAUGAAUUUUUCCCGAAUAUUUGGAAAAAUGGGUAAAUUUUAUGAAUUGAAGCCAAUAAAAUUAGGAUGUGAAGUUAGAGGCGUAGACCUGAAGACAGAAAACAGGCAAGAGGUUAUCGAUGAGAUAAAGAAAGAUGUUGCAGAACAUAGAAUAUUAAUAUUCAAAGAUCAAGGAGUGAUUUCUGGUCAGAGGCAUGUGGAGAUAAGCAGGUGGUUUGGAGAGCUGGAGUCAACAUUCUAUAAGCAUCCAAAAUCACCACAUCCAGACGUUUUUAGAGUUUCCAAUGUAGCCAAUGAAGGCUGUGUAGGGGUUGGUCGAACUGGCUGGCACAUUGAUGGUUCUUUCCAGCCAGCUCCAUUUGCCUAUUCUUUAUACCAUAUAGUGUCAGUGCCAAAGAAAGGCAACACAGUCUUUGCACCUUUGACAGAACUGAUUGAAGGCCUUAGUACUGAAAAGAGAGCAGAGUGGGAGAGAUUGUGGAUGGUUAGUGACAGACGCAGUGGUCCAAUACAUCCUCUUAUCUACACUCAUCCAGUCACCAAGAAGAAGGUUCUUUGUUUUCAUCUUGGUAUGACAAAUAAUUAUCUGUGGGACAAAGGAACUCCUAAUGAGCGUUUUGCUACAGAGGAAGAAUUUGAUCGCAUUACGAGAGACAUACAUAACGAAUUUGUUCGGGAUGGUGGAAAAAUACAAUAUUCUCACAAGUGGGAGGCAGGAGAUUUCAUCAUUUCUGACAAUCUUGCUGUUGGUCAUGAAGCCAGCCCCGAAACACAGCUUCCACACAGCGAAGUUGGACUACGUGUCAUGCAUCGUACAACUGUCAAAGGAACGACACCUCCACAAAAGUGAACAGCUUUAUUUAUGAUACAUUCUAGAAAUUAUCUUAAAGAUUCACUGAGAUGUUUUAAAGUUGCUAGUAAAUGAAGAAAGAUUUUUAUUGUUUUAGAAGUUGCUCUCUGUCAGUGAGUUAAAUGCGGUAUAUACAUAGCGACUAUAAAGAUCAUCAAUAUCUUUCUAGACUUUGUGAAAAUUAUAAUUAAUACUUUUAUGCUUUCAUAGCUGGUUUUGUUAAUUUGCAAUGUUAAUUUAGCUUUACAAUAAUGUAGAAAUAGCAGUGCUGACUGCAUCUGUUGUAAAUUCUGUUACUAUAAAUGACCCUAAUGUUUAAGUGAAACAAAAAGUCUUGUACAGAAGCCUCUUCAACACAGUUUUAUAGACUAUUGUAUGAGUGUAACGGUGCCAAAACCUGGGGGCAGGGGGGGGGGGGGGGGGGGCAUGCCAACCCCUACCUCCAACCCACAGCUCUCAGGCGAAGCAGGAAAAUACAGUCUAGUUUGGUGUUCUUCUUUUAAGAAAAUGAUGUAAAAGUCAGUAUAAUGUAGCUUUCCAAUAGGAUCUAAUGAUGUAAAAGCCAGCUUUUCAAUAAGAUCAUAACUAGAUCUUUUUUAUGGCAAAUAUCAAGUUGCCAUUUGUGUUCAAAAAUAUUAAAAAUACUCCAUACCUGCAGGUCUAGACCCCCAGCCCUGGACUGUUGUAUACUGCUGUAAAAAAAAAAAAAAAAAAAAAAAAGGAAAUUGGCCAAGUGCAAGUAGGACUCACACUGUGAGGGUUCCUUACAAACUUUAUUUACGUGUAUAGAUAGUUCAUCCAUCCCAGUAAUUGCGACUCUUGUUUGGUUGUUGAUAUUGAUACAGGCAAUAUAGCGUCCAACACUUCGGAGAAUGUUUUAAGUUUAAAUUUUUUCUGUAAUUUUGCAGUUGCUAUUGUAAUUUUUCACAUGCAUUAUUAAUUAUGGAGUUGUAUUAACUUGCUAUGGUACCUAGCAACACCAAUUAUGUAAACGUUUUUAAAAUUGAUUGUUGAAUAAUGUUUGAGGUAGCUGACUCAGAGUUGAAGAUCAGUGAGAAUAAUUUUUUGCAAUCCGUGUGCUUAGUCAUCAUUUAAGUUUUUAAAUUAUACUAAUUAAAGUAAUUUAAAUAUGGUAGAAAUUGA